This is a messenger RNA of Penicillium nucicola, 999 nucleotides long. RefSeq lists its product as uncharacterized. The transcript has 2 exons. Gene Ontology annotation, molecular function: oxidoreductase activity, acting on the CH-OH group of donors, NAD or NADP as acceptor. Lineage: Eukaryota; Fungi; Ascomycota; Eurotiomycetes; Eurotiales; Aspergillaceae. The record is from RefSeq and is a predicted model, not a curated record. Bases 1 to 999 code for a protein of 332 amino acids.
AUGUCUCUCGAUCUCAUUCAGCAAUAUACCCAAACAGCCAUUGCGGCGCUCCCCGAGCCAGCGCAAAAUAUCCUGGGAAAUAGUGUCGCGCAGAAAGCAGCCGCGCUCAUCGUCGCGCUGAGCCUGACUCGCUCCGUCAACCGCUUCUUCUCCAAGUGGACAUUACAGAACUGGACAACCAACGCGAAAUGGGAGUCGUCGCGCGAACUCAUCCUCCUCACGGGCGGAUGUAGUGGAAUUGGCAAGCAGGUCAUGGAGGAUCUGUCGGCCACCGGGGUGCGCGUGAUCAUUCUCGAUAUCAAUGCGCCAGAAUUCCCAUUACCGGCGAAUGUCGCCUUCUACAAGGCGAAUAUCACUUCCUCGGCGGAUAUCGCAGCUGUCGCGGCGAUGAUCCGGAAGGAGCACGGCGAGCCCACAGUCCUCAUCAACAACGCGGGCGUCGGACACGAUGGCACGAUUCUGGAAGAGCCCGAGGCCAAGAUCCGCCAGACCUUCGAGGUCAACACUCUUUCCCAUUUCCUGAUGGUGAAGGAGUUCCUGCCGGCCAUGAUCAAGACGAACCACGGCCACGUCGUGACCAUUGCCAGCAUGGCUAGCUUUGUCGCUCUCGGUGAGAUGGUGGAUUAUUGUUGCUCUAAGGCGAGCGCCCUUGCUUUCCACGAGGGCUUGCGCCAGGAGUUGCGGUACUGGUAUAAUGCGCCCAAUGUGCGCACGAGUGUCAUUCAUCCGAUGUGGGUUCGCACCCCUAUGAUUAAGAUCCUGACCGACAACGAGCGCCAUUUCAAGCAGCCGAUUAUGACCCCCCAGGUGGUCUCUGCUGCGAUCUGUAAGCAGAUCCUGGAGCAGCGCAGUGGACAGGUGAUCUUGCCCAGUAGUCAGUCUGUGGCUUCGCUGGUACGCGCCAUGCCUACUUGGAUGCAGGAGGGAGUGCGCGCAUUCGCAUCAGGUGCUUUGAAGAAGAUGCGUGCUGCGCAGCAGGCUGAGAAGGAUGCCAAGUAA